This is a messenger RNA of Alternaria novae-zelandiae, 1269 nucleotides long. RefSeq lists its product as uncharacterized. The transcript is spliced from 3 exons. The record is from RefSeq and is a predicted model, not a curated record. Lineage: Eukaryota; Fungi; Ascomycota; Dothideomycetes; Pleosporales; Pleosporaceae. The coding region runs from base 1 to 1269 and encodes 422 amino acids. Gene Ontology annotation, molecular function: flavin adenine dinucleotide binding; sarcosine oxidase activity; saccharopine oxidase activity.
AUGAGCUCGCAGCCAUCAUACCUCAUCAUCGGGGCUGGAGUCUUCGGCGUCUCCACUGCCUAUCACUUGAUCAAGAACGACCCCGAAGCACAUAUACAACUAAUUGACCGAACACAAUACCCCUGCCCACUUGCCGCAUCCUGGGACUGGAACAAAGUUAUCCGCGCAGACUAUGGCGACAUGUUUUACAUGGAACUGGCGUUGGAAGCCAUACAGUUUUGGCGACAUGACCCACUCUUCAGCCAGUUCUACCACCAGAGCGGUUUAAUCAAUAUCGAUAAUACCGACCUGGGCAAAAAGAUUUUGGAGAAUUAUGAGAAGCUUGGAGUGAAGGUUGAUGCGGAGAUGCUGAGCCCAGAACGUGUCAAGGCGAUGUAUGGUUCUUUCUACGAUAACACCGAUUUCUCCGAGGUUGGCGAAGUAUUCGUGAACAGAGACAGCGGGUGGGCCGAAGCCACCAAGGCUUUAACUGCUUACGCUGACGCCGCGAUCGAGGCAGGAGUCAAUUAUACCGCAGCUGACAUCGAUGUAUUGACUUUCGGUACUGAUGGAGAAUGUACCGGAGUUCUAACAAAAGGUGGUGAAAAAAUCACAGCAGACCGCAUCAUCGUGGCGACCGGUGCAGGUACAGCCAAACUGAUCGCCGACAGCGCUCCGAAUAGAAGCGAGCUGCAAAUCGACGGGCGUCUGGUUGCCGGAGCAGUGGUCACUGGCAUCGUCAACCUCGACCCAAAGAAUGGGCAGCAGUAUACCGAGAUUCCAGUCACAGUACAUUCUGUCUUACCGACACGAGCGCCUUUGUCGAACCAAGAUUCAUAUACCGUCAAGUUCUGCAGAGACGAAGCCUACAAGAACACCGUCAAACACGAGGCAUCUGGACAAGAGUUCUCUUCUCCGCCAGAUGAGCCAGGCCAGGCUCAGAAGGAACCAAACGAAGCACUCAAAAAACGACUCGAACUUGUGAAGAAUGGCAUACUGGGUGAAGCCGGAAAGACUGUCAAGUUUGAUGAGUACCGUGUUUGCUGGGAUGCAGUGACACCAAGCCAGGACUUCAUUAUCACGCCGCACCCGCAUUCUCAGAAUCUCUACCUCGUGACAGGCGGCUCUUUCCACGGAUGGAAGUUCAUGCCCACGAUCGGUCGCUACGUUGUGGAGAUGCUGGAUGGUACCCUAGAUCCCGCUCUUGCCAAACGAUGGGCGUGGAAUCGCGAGAACGAAGGCGGGGCGCACGCCCACCUACUCCCUACGAUUGAGCUACGAGACCUAUGA